GAGGAGAGAGGAGAGAGGGAGAGAAAGGAUGCAAUUUCCUCUUUCCCCUCUGAGGGUGGAGCUGCUCCAGAAUUCAGGAAAGCGGUCUGUUCUGUUAGCUCUGCUGUGUGUGUGUGUGUGUGUGUGUGUGUGUGUGUGUGUUGGCAUGCAUGGGGGGCGGGCACGGUGUCCCAGGAGGACAGAGUUUGCAUUGAUGAAAACCCUUCCCAGCCCUUUGAUACCUCUUUCCCGCCGUCCUGAAGUUAACCAGCUCAGUCCUCGGUGCAUCCCGCUCGCUGGCCACACUCACUCGGCCCAGGAUGGCAUUCGGUCUGACCCUGCGCAUGGCGCUACUGCUCCUCUUCGGGGUCCUAGCCCCCGCGGUGCUCACAGCCGAGGGCCCUCAGGAGCCCGUGCCCACCCUGUGGAACGAGCCGGCCGACCUGCCCUCCGGAGAAGGCCCCGUGGAGGGCACCAGCCCUGCCCUGGAGCCCGCAGCCACCGGCGCCCCGGCCCCCACCGCCCCGCCCAGCCCCGAGGACAGCACCGCGCGGGAGCACCUGGACCCCAGCGGUGGCGGCUCGCUGGGGCCCGGCGCCAUCGCCGCCAUCGUCAUCGCCGCGCUGCUGGCCACCUGCGUGGUGCUGGCGCUCGUGGUCGUGGCGCUGAGGAAGUUUUCCGCCUCCUGAAGCGAAUAAAGGGGCCGCGGUCCUGCGGGCGCGCCCGUGUCCUC
Pipistrellus kuhlii (Kuhl's pipistrelle) is the source of this 712-nucleotide messenger RNA. It is a transcript of the gene SNORC, whose product is annotated as secondary ossification center associated regulator of chondrocyte maturation. Bases 300 to 668 code for a protein of 122 amino acids. The transcript has 3 exons. The record is from RefSeq and is a predicted model, not a curated record. NCBI's taxonomy places the organism in Eukaryota, Metazoa, Chordata, Mammalia, Chiroptera, Vespertilionidae. Gene Ontology annotation, cellular component: cell periphery. Gene Ontology annotation, biological process: cartilage development.